Neltuma alba is the source of this 1361-nucleotide messenger RNA. RefSeq lists its product as uncharacterized. Lineage: Eukaryota; Viridiplantae; Streptophyta; Magnoliopsida; Fabales; Fabaceae. The transcript has 5 exons. The record is from RefSeq and is a predicted model, not a curated record. Bases 190 to 888 code for a protein of 232 amino acids.
CCCAGCAACCCAUCCACACAGGCGCGGGGGCUCGGAGGCCAGGGCUGUAGAAUUUUCCUCCAAGAACGAGGUCGGGUCCGUACAAAUCUGAGCUCGACCCAUUCCGGUCGUGGAAGGUAUUGAAUUAUUCAUACUCAAUCCGACCCGAAUGCGGCGCUGAAACGAUUGUUACCGCCUUUCCCCCCGGUCAUGCUUUCACUCACGAAACGACUUCACGCCGUGGUGCCAUGCCUCGGCCGCGAUGGUUAUCAAUUCCGGUCUGCUCGACCCUACGCUAGAUGGCGGCCCAAGUCUCCGCCCCUUCCGUUACAGAAGGCGGAGGCGAAGUCUGAGUGGUGGAUAGUCGAUGGCGAAAUGCACGAGAUAGGCGAUAACGUGCCCUUGCGCGAGCGCUUUGUUAUUCCCAGAGAUAACAUCCCAAAUAAGCGUCGGAAGCAGCUGAGGGAGCAGUUCAUGCGUAGGACUCGCCUGGUUCUCAAGGAGUCGGAGCAUGAGCCUUGGUGCAAAAAGUACAUGGAGCUAUAUAAUGAACUAAGAGAAAAUUGGGAGAGACUUUAUUGGGAGGAGGGAUACUCUAAAAAAAUUGCUCAAGAUCAUGCAAACUAUGAGUCUGCUGAAGAUGAUGAUGAGGAUUUCUCCCCUUACAGGAAUAGGAGGCCUUAUAUGCAGCAUAGUCAGGACCAGAGUUUUGGAAGAAAUAGGCAAGGUGGUACCUGGGAAAAAGUUAACUUUAUUCGGGAUAAAUUUGAGUAUGACAGGGAGAGAAGAAUGAGAGAGAAAGCAUUUGCGCCCAUGCAUGGUGGAGCUAGGGCUGAUAUGCGUGAUGCAGAGUCCCGGAAUCAGCCACUAAAUGCUGAUCGAUAUUUUAGCCACAAUGAAAGGAGUUGAGAGGAGUCAUAUCAUAUUCUGCCUGUAAGAGGAAAAAAGCGGCUUGCAAUCCUUCCUGCUUCUUCACUGAUCAACCCUGCAAUCAAUACUUGUCGCUUAUCUGCUGCCCAAGUGACUUCUACAAGUUUCUGAUGAUUUGUUCGAAGUGCAAGAUGGGGAGAUUCCCAGGCCUUCCUCAAAAGGAGGAAAAACCAUGAUCUGAAAGGAAAUAUGAUAAAGACACCAAUCUUCUAAUUUAUAUCCUUUAUUGUCAUUAUUCUUGCGGUUAGAGAGAAUAACGCAAUAGAAUGUAAUGUGAGAUCUACUUUAUUUAUUUACUCAUAUGCUUUCUUUCCCUUCUACUUUUUUUCUAAAUGCAUUAUACGCCCUAAUUUUUAUGGUUGUAAGGGUCUAUUGCCAUAAUUGACAAUAUGAAUUUCUCGGCGUAAUUCUAAUGUUGAUAUAUUCCAUGCGGAAGUAUUGGGUUUUCUAAA